AGCUCAAAGACCGGAACUAAACGGUUUGAGUCAACUACCUUUGACGAUAUUCGACAUCCGUAACUUUCACCUGGCCCGGUCUCCCUACCGGCGCGGCGGCUCUAUACAGUUGGCGUCGAGGCAUCGGGCCCUCCCGGCGCCCGCUAAUCCCUAAAUUGGCGGCGGCGGCGGCGGCGGCAGCGGCGGCGCGGCCAAGGCGCGGCGACGACCAUCGGCGGGCGCCGGCGCCGGUCAUUGGUCGGCGCCCACAGGCCCCGCCCCCACGGCCGGUCGGCGGCGGCGGGUCCCGUCAGCGGACCGCACAGAAGGUACAGAGCGCUGGUGAAGAGAGGAGUAGAGAGACACCCCGGUGACUGAGAGAUGUUUGAAGACGGCGGUGCGCUGCAGUCGAUCGAGGCUAUGUGCAAGGACAUCGAUAGCGGAGUGGAGAUGGACUCCCCGCGCCUGGUGACUCCCCCGCCGGUGUCUCCGGCCGUCUCGGACUCAGCCGAGCCGUCUGCCGCCACCCGGCGACUCUCCGGCGACGACUCGGGCAGCAGCAGCGACUCGGGCUCGGCGGCCGGCGGCGGCUCGGCGGCGCGCCGGCCGGCCCGCACCGUGUUCUCGGCCGGUCAGAUGGCCGCCCUGGAGACAGAGUACGCCGCCAACCGGUACCUGAGCACGCCGCAGCGCCGCCAGCUCAGCCAGCGGCUCGGACUGGCAGAGGCCACUGUCAAGGUCUGGUUCCAGAACCGGCGCAUGAAGGAGAAACGCCAGCAGAGCGAGAGCCAGAUGCACUACCUGAGCCACGUGAUGCAGUCGUACAUGUACCAGCUGCAGUGUGCCGGUGUGAUGACGCCGCUGCAGCCGGUGCCGCUGCCGGCCGCCCCCGCCCCCGCCCCCGCCCCCGCCCCGGCCGUCCGCCGACCGGUGACCUCGCCGGUUGACCUGUGCCGACCGCGGGUCAGGCCGCACGGCGACCUCUUCAGGCCCUACGCCCUGUAGAGCCACCGUCGCUUGCUACCACUGUGUACUUUGCAUGUCAAGCUUAUUUGCCGUUUGCCUGUGCCAUAGUCACUUUAGCCUGUGAAAUGUUGCCACUGCAUACCACAUGUAUCGAUCACCGUAUGUAUGUACUGCAUGUCCGCAAUGUGUGUACGGUGGAGAGAAAUUCCUCGUUGUUCCCCGAUCUGCCCGAUAUACCCAAGACUAUAAACUGCGACCGUCGCUGAGCCGGUCCGACCAUACCCGGGCUGACCGGGGCCGUACGGGCCGUGACGUCAUCCCAUCUCGGGGAAGGCGGUGACGUGUCACGGGCCAGGAAUGUCACUCGAAAUGUGACGCACCGUGCGCCGCGUCAGUCAGCGUGCGUCACUGUUCGCCGCCGCGCCGGCUAUCACUGGAGAUGGACCAGUAACUGCGUGUUACUCGAUAUAGACGUUUAUGUGUGAGAUAUUGUACCUGUUCCUACCCAUAGGUUUGACGACGACCAUAUUGUGAUGGUUGAUUGGUUGUAACUGUAAAUACCCUGUUGAUGUAGGGAGAUGAUAUGUUUUGUUAUAGAUGCCAAUAAAUUUAUUCUUGUACCCACAGA
Amphibalanus amphitrite is the source of this 1573-nucleotide messenger RNA. RefSeq names its product brain-specific homeobox protein homolog. Gene Ontology annotation, cellular component: nucleus. NCBI's taxonomy places the organism in Eukaryota, Metazoa, Arthropoda, Thecostraca, Balanomorpha, Balanidae. The coding region runs from base 361 to 984 and encodes 207 amino acids. The record is from RefSeq and is a predicted model, not a curated record. Gene Ontology annotation, molecular function: RNA polymerase II cis-regulatory region sequence-specific DNA binding; DNA-binding transcription factor activity, RNA polymerase II-specific. Gene Ontology annotation, biological process: regulation of transcription by RNA polymerase II. The transcript is spliced from 2 exons.